AUGCGAUUGAAUUGUCUCCUGCAAUUCCAGAUCCGAAAGUUUCACAGAUCCAGCUUCAUGGCCCAAUCAGCGAGUGCCGGCCCUGCAAAGAAACUUAUUCAAAUUGAUGUUAGUGCAGACACCGUAUGCCCAUGGUGCUUUGUGGGGAAAAAGAAUCUGGACAAAGCUAUAGCUUCAUCAAAUAAUCAAUACAAUUUUGAGAUUAAAUGGCACCCCUAUUUUCUUAAUCCUUCUGCGCCCAAGGAAGGAGUUGUUAAGAAGGACUAUUACAGGAGUAGGUUUGGACCGCGAGUUGAACAAAUGGAGUCCCGGAUGGCUGAGAUCUUUAAGGGUUUUGGAUUGGAAUAUGACGUGGACGGACUAACGGGAAAUACUCUGGAUAGCCAUAGGUUAAUAUAUUUUGCUGGACAACAAGGGCCAGAUAAGCAACAUAAACUUGUUGAAGAACUUUGCCUUGGUUACUUUACACAGGGAAAGUAUAUAGGUGACAGGCAAUUUCUUGUGGAAUCUGCAAGAAAGGUAGGACUGGAAGGGGCAGCUGAGUUUCUCGAAGAUCCAAACAAUGGACUGAAGGAGGUUAACGCAGAACUUCAGAAGUACUCAGCAAAUAUAAGUGGAGUCCCAUAUUAUGUGAUAAAUGGGAAGUACCAAUUGAGUGGAGGCCAACCACCCGAAACCUUCCUGAGAACUUUUCAAACGGCUGCAAGCAAAUAA
Fraxinus pennsylvanica is the source of this 714-nucleotide messenger RNA. NCBI's taxonomy places the organism in Eukaryota, Viridiplantae, Streptophyta, Magnoliopsida, Lamiales, Oleaceae. The record is from the annotation of a GenBank genome assembly.